Ochotona curzoniae (black-lipped pika) is the source of this 1437-nucleotide messenger RNA. RefSeq names its product RNA polymerase II subunit C (gene POLR2C). Bases 96 to 923 code for a protein of 275 amino acids. Gene Ontology annotation, biological process: DNA-templated transcription. The record is from RefSeq and is a predicted model, not a curated record. Gene Ontology annotation, cellular component: RNA polymerase II, core complex. NCBI's taxonomy places the organism in Eukaryota, Metazoa, Chordata, Mammalia, Lagomorpha, Ochotonidae. The transcript is spliced from 9 exons. Gene Ontology annotation, molecular function: DNA-directed RNA polymerase activity; protein dimerization activity; DNA binding.
UAGCGAGGCGCCGCGCCGUCCGCCUUCCGGUAGAAGAGCCGCGCAGGCGCAGAGGAGGGCAGCCGGUGGCUGGCCGAGCGGUCGGGAGGCUCGCCAUGCCGUACGCCAAUCAGCCCACCGUGCGCAUCACCGAGCUCACGGACGAGAACGUCAAAUUCAUCAUCGAGAAUACUGACCUGGCGGUGGCCAAUUCCAUCCGGAGGGUCUUCAUCGCCGAGGUGCCUAUAAUAGCCAUUGACUGGGUUCAGAUCGACGCCAAUUCAUCUGUCCUUCAUGAUGAAUUCAUUGCCCACAGGCUUGGAUUGAUCCCUCUUACUAGCGACGACAUCGUGGACAAGUUGCAGAACUCUCGGGACUGCACCUGUGAAGAGUUCUGCCCUGAGUGCUCAGUGGAGUUCACCCUCGACGUGCGUUGUAAUGAAGAUCAGACCCGCCACGUGACGUCCCGAGACCUCAUCUCCAACAGCCCUCGGGUCAUUCCGGUGACAUCCCGGAACCGGGACAAUGACCCCAAUGACUACGUGGAGCAGGAUGACAUCCUCAUCGUCAAGCUGAGAAAGGGCCAGGAGCUGAGGCUUCGAGCCUACGCCAAAAAGGGCUUCGGCAAAGAACAUGCCAAGUGGAACCCCACUGCAGGGGUGGCUUUUGAAUACGACCCAGAUAAUGCCCUGAGGCACACCGUGUACCCCAAGCCCGAGGAAUGGCCCAAGAGUGAGUACUCAGAGCUGGACGAGGAUGAGUCCCAGGCUCCCUACGACCCCAACGGCAAGCCAGAGAGGUUCUACUACAACGUGGAGUCCUGUGGCUCUCUGCGGCCCGAAACCAUCGUGCUGUCAGCACUCUCCGGGCUGAAGAAGAAGCUAAGUGAUCUGCAGACUCAGUUGAGCCACGAGAUCCAGCGUGAUGUGCUAACCAUCAACUAGCUGUAGCUUGCCUGCUUCGAUACCCGGGGUCCCCACCCUCAGCUGCAUUUCAGGCUCCUCUCCCUCUGAGAUCUGGACUACCAUGGCUGGAAUUUCUUGGGGGUGAGGUGGUUGGGGGUGCCAGUACAACUGGGAGUGGUCGUGUAGGACCAGAGAUCACUGGACUUGGGCAGGGCCUUGGUUUCCUUUACGUUCAUCCUUCCUUGGCCAGUCCUGCCACCCAGGACCCAAACUGUCUGCUGAAUCCUGCAUCCAUGCUCGCCUGUCCAUGUGAAGAGCUGGCCCUCUCCCAGCUCUAUGAACUCCCUUGUGCAGGGGGAGGCUCGCUCAUGGAUGCACCUUGGGCUGUUGGUGUUAGAAUUAGGUGCUGGAACCUUUAUUCAGUGUGCCUGUAACCCUGUCCUUUUCCCACAGCCAGCCUACUGACCCUGCAAAUUCCAGGUGCCCCUAAUUAGGGAAGUCACCAUUUGGGCAUAGCAUUAGACCCUGCAAAUAAACAGACUGUUUUAUGUUU